Papilio xuthus (Asian swallowtail) is the source of this 2469-nucleotide messenger RNA. RefSeq lists its product as uncharacterized. Bases 288 to 2018 code for a protein of 576 amino acids. The record is from RefSeq and is a predicted model, not a curated record. NCBI's taxonomy places the organism in Eukaryota, Metazoa, Arthropoda, Insecta, Lepidoptera, Papilionidae. The transcript has 6 exons. Gene Ontology annotation, biological process: phospholipid metabolic process; arachidonate secretion. Gene Ontology annotation, molecular function: A2-type glycerophospholipase activity.
GCUUCGCCCCGCCAUAUAGCCAUUUACCACGACCUUACGUUCCCGCUCAAGUUUGACAUUUCACCGCGUUUUGGCGCCAAAGCUGCCCGUCAACCGCAAACCGCAAUUCCUUUGUACGCGAAUUAUUUUUCGGUUUUGUUUUCGACAAGUGUUUUUUUUUACAUCGUUUUUUUAUUCCAAGCAAUUAAUAUUUUUUGUUGACUGUGUUUGUGUUGUUUAUGAGUUUGUUUUCAUUUAAUUUUUGUUUAUUUUCUGUGAAAUAUUAAUCAUCAGAUGGUCGACAGAUAAUGUACCAUCCUGUGCGUAGAAAAAUGAAGAAUUUCGUUAACAGUGCCAUAUUUAUUUUAUGUUUAGUUACACCAACAUUAACAAGCCCGAGAGCGUUUGAUGUUCCAUUCAAAAGAAACGACAAAAAGCAAGAAGAUUUCGAUAAUAAUAUCAUAGAUUUUGAUGAUGAAUAUUCAAUUAAGUUAAAUAAAAAUUAUGACACAACAUCAUGGAACAAUAUAGAUAGUAAACAAAGAGAUUCAUAUAGAUAUACUAUUGUAAAAGAUAAGCUUAUUAAUAGAGAUAAAGAAUUAAACCAAAAUCAAACAGAUAAAGUAACAAAUAUUACUCAAGCAACAAAAUCUGUAGAAGAAUCAACAGAGUUAUCAGAAUUUAGUGUUAUACCACUAGAAUUAGUUAGUACUACUGAAAAUAUAUUACUAAGUGUAGUAGAAAGUACGACUGAUACGGAUUUAACAGUAAUACCACUAUCAACAACGAAAACAAUAUUACCAGAGUUUGAUAUUCAUCAAACUGUUACAUUACCAGUUUCAACGCAACCAUCUGAAGAUUACACUCCGACAACUGAACAUAAUGAUGUUACGACAAAGUUUAUUGACAAUGAAACAAAUCAUACAACACUAAGCAUAGAGUUCACAACUCAUUCAAAUAAUGAAAGUGCAACACUACUAGAUGUUGUAGCAGCUGAGACGAUCAGAAAUAAUAAUACAAAACUCGAGUUCGAAGUUCGAAAAGAAAAUAACUCUACAGAUAAAGUAGACGUUACGACAUUUACAACUGAACACGAGAUUAUUAAUACUUCAACUACCAUCGAAUCUAUAAAUCGAUUAGAUGAAACUACUGAAUCUAGUGAAACUACUGGGUCUAAUGAAGAGGAGGUACCAAUAUUCACUGAAUUAGAUACAGAAGAAGAAGAGGAAAAGGAUGUUCCAGAAGAUUAUUACGAUUCCAAAGAUAUUGUUCCUACAAUUGCACCAAAAACAGACGCUCUUUCAGUGAUAUUUGGCUUCGCUGGCAGCGUUGUGGAGAGCGUUGUAGAGACGGUCGCUGAAAGAGUGGUCCCAAAUUGGAUUUACGAUAUUUAUAAACGAAUGCAGAAGCAAAGUGAGGCUUUGGAAGCUGAAAAGUUAAGAAGUAGAGAAGAAAAUGGUGGAUUGGGACAAUUUGGUCGUGGAAUUCUGAAGACUAUUUCUUCGGGUAUCAGCAGGCCUUUCAGCCAGCUAAUGGCGGGUGUCCGAGACAUCGGUUCGUUGGAUAGUGACCGAGGAUUUGUCAGUAGCUUGGCAUCUGGAGUGACCAGUGUCGCAAAUGUUGCCAAUUCUGUUGUAGAUGCCUUCAAAGAUAGAGUUCAAGCGAUAUACCCAGGUACGGUGUGGUGUGGUGACGGUCACUCAGCAGCGGCGCGCUCCGGUGAGCUGGGCCUGUUCUUCUUCACCGACACCUGCUGCCGCCAGCACGACGCUUGCAAGAUCUACAUCCGCGCCGGUGAGACCAAGUAUGGUCUCACUAAUACUGGUCUAUUCACACGCCUGCGAAGGACCAACUCACUGGUGUCGGCGCAGAUCGGCCUCACUUACUUCAAUGUGUUGGGACCGCAGUGCUUCAGGAAGGCACAUCCCAUCGUCAAAUGCGUGCGUCGUACUAGAAUAACUGGUCAGAAAUGCGAAGAGUACGAGCUGGACUAUACCAAGCCUAAGAUGUGGCAGUGGUUUGAUUCAGAGACCUUCUGAUGCAGCAGACCUGUAGACCACUAGCAGACAACCAGCGGAUUACUAGCAGGCUGCCAACGGCUGCAGACGUCGCAGAUCGAUUCAUGUUGCAAAUAAUUGAACAUCAAGGGAACAUUCCUUGACGGAGGCGAUUCGCCUUUUGUUUACUUAGAACUUGGAGUUAUAAAGUUUACAUUAAACUUAGCUUUAUUAUUAAUCUAUUUCUUAGAGCGCUGCGCACAGCGUGUCGUUUAGUCCUUUCUUAACAACUCUUCUAGACCAGAGAUUGCCAAACUUUUUCCAUGUAAACUAAAAUUUUACUGGUUUCGGAGAACUUAUUGUUGCUACAUUUGUUCUUGAAUUUGUGAAAGCGCAAUUAUAUUUCCUGCUAUAUAUCCGCCAAGAUGUUGUAUAAAUCAAAUAAUUAUGUGUUCAACGAUUAACUUAAAAGGAAUUGGUAUAUUUUAAUCUU